Molecule: messenger RNA, 2017 nt
Organism: Cercospora beticola
Lineage: Eukaryota; Fungi; Ascomycota; Dothideomycetes; Mycosphaerellales; Mycosphaerellaceae
Product: aminoglycoside phosphotransferase family protein
Cellular component (GO): mitochondrion
Source: RefSeq, a predicted model, not a curated record
GUGCAUGAAACUUGUCUGUUCACUCCAUAAUGCAAUCCACUUUUUGUAUUACCUUGAUCGGCAACUCGAUGCAACAACACACCAUUCAUUCGGCGCUGCUUGCAGCAAUUUGGACGCGACAUGAUGUUGUCAACUAGGGCGAAGGCUUUGGUGGCCAAGAUCCUUCCUCGCGCACUUUCAGCACCUCACACCUCGCUGUGCCUCGGCGACAACGUCCUCAAAUCUGAUAAGCAUGGAGAUGCGAGCCUACAUCGCUUCACCAGGGGACGAUUCGUGUGCAACGAAGAAUACGAAAUGAGACAGCAUCAUGUAGACUUCGACUUGCGACAAUUGGAGAAGCUGGCUGCGCGAGCUGCGAAUGCUACUCGCUGUGUUCACGUCAAGAAGUUUCCAGAUGGUCUGCACAACAAGGCUUUACUGAUGACGAUGGACGAUGGGAAAGAAGUCGUCGUGAAGUUGCCCAAUCCGAAUGCCGGGCGACCGCAUUUUACUACUGCCAGUGAAGUAGCAACUCUGGAUUUUAUUCGGAGCUGCAUGUCAAUCCCGGUGCCGAAGGUGCUCAGCUGGAGUUCGAAAGCAGAGAGCAAUCCUGUUGGCGCCGAAUACAUCAUCAUGGAGAAGGCGAAUGGUGUAUCUUUGGAAUCUGUUUGGCCGCGUAUGAAGCUUGCAGACCGACUGACUAUCAUGAAGACUCUCGUUGAAUACCAAAAGCUCUGGGCGUCAACGCCGUUUCCUGCUUACGGCAGUCUCUACUACGAUUCGGACCUGAGCUCGGAUACUCACAGCGUACCAUGCGAGUCUCAGGCGUCGUUUUCAGGAGCAGCCUUCGUGAUUGGACCAAGCGAAGGCCGAGACUGGAUCGAUGAUGGCAGAAUGCUGAUCGAGUUCGAUCGCGGUCCAUGGACUUCUGCUCUUGACUACCUCACAGCGGUAGGCAAACGAGAACGGGAAUGUAUACGACAGAUGCCUGUCCUACCCAAAUCGCCUAUCACGCUGUGUGGACCGAACCUGUACCAACCAAAGGUCGCAACCAAACUCAAAGCUGUUGACUGCUAUUUUGAGCUCCUGCACAUUGUCUCGCCGUCGGACUCUGUCCUCAACAGACCGUGCAUCUGGCACAGCGAUCUCCACGUGGAGAACAUCUUUGUUGAUCCGGAUGAGCCAACACGUAUCACGAGUAUAAUCGACUGGCAAUCAAGCGAAGUCGCUCCACUCUAUAUACAUGCCCGACAGCCCUAUUUGAUGGAUUAUGAUUGUGACGACACACUCAGUCUCGAGCGCCCGCGGAAACCAGAUUAUUACUCCGAGCUUUCGCCUGGGGAAAAGCAGCGUGCCGAUCAGCUCUUGUUUGAUCGAUCUCUCUGCGUGUUAUAUCGCAUACUGGUGUCCAAAACGGUUCCAGAUAUCUGGAAAUGUCUCCAGUUCCGCCAGACUACCGCUUUCGAUUUGAUACUCACGGCACGCAACUUGUUGACAGACGGAGAAGCCGUGUACCUUGCUCAUGCACUUGAGCUGCUAGAGGACGGCGCGCCUAUCUCGGGAGUAGAGGAUCAAUCCACGACUCUUCCCAUUUCAUUCUCUGCAGAGGAGAAGAAGCAGAUCAUGUCAGAUAUUGAGGCAGCUACAUUGGGCAUGCGGGCCAUGUCUGGGAUCAAAGAUGCUUUGGGCGACUUGUUCCCAGAGCGUGGAAUAGUGAAAUCCGAACGGUAUGAUGAAGCCAAAGAUGCGUUGCAGCAGAUGAAGGAGCAAGUCAUUGAGCAAUUCGCUCACAGUGAAGAGGAGAGGGCAGCGUGGAUGAGAUCUUGGCCGUUCGAUGACUGAAGAAGUGGUGCACAUGCUCGAAGGCAAUCAGUAAGGUGCGCUGUGACGCGUUUGAAAUCUGGGUCGCGUCUAAGGGGUCAUGGCCUGCAUGCGAUGUAUCAGCUGAGAGUCUCCAUCUUAGUCGGAAGAAAUUGUUCUACGAUCGUCCUAAGUGGAUUAGCGAAGUGAAGAAAAAUAUCCUUGAUAGAACCCACCU